Molecule: messenger RNA, 4793 nt
Organism: Nicotiana tabacum (common tobacco)
Lineage: Eukaryota; Viridiplantae; Streptophyta; Magnoliopsida; Solanales; Solanaceae
Product: putative pentatricopeptide repeat-containing protein At5g09950
Biological process (GO): RNA modification
Molecular function (GO): protein binding; RNA binding; zinc ion binding
Source: RefSeq, a predicted model, not a curated record
UAAGAUGGUCCAACAUUAAUAAGGCUUGCUACCGUUUUUUAAAGUCAUCAAAUGAAAUUCUUCAGAGCUGAAAUGGCGCCAAGGUUAAAAUGAGGCAGCAAAAUAUUUUUGAGCUCUAUCAGCGGUGACCAUUUUUCACCAUGUUUAUGGCAGCACUUAUACAAACACGACACAAACUACUACUCCAUCAAAAUCCAAACCCCACUUAUACUUUCAGCACAUUUGCAGCUUCAGUUCUUCAGUCUUUUUCGAAUGACUUUGCUUAUCCCACCAUCACUACAACAAAAGACAAAGCUUUUCAUCCAUACCAAAAGCCAACCUAUUUUGUUCCUACAGUUUCAGACAAGUGCGAGUUUCUCGUCCAAAAAUACUUGUUUUCUUGUUCUGAAUUCAAUGCGCAAAGACUCCAUUUGGAUAUUAUAAAAAAUGGGGUUGAUAAAGAUUUGUAUUUGUGUAACACCCUUAUUAAUUUGUACGUCAAAAGUGGUGAUUUGGUCUCUGCCCAUGAUAUGUUCGACAGAAUGCUGGACAGAAAUCUAGUUACCUGGGCGUGCUUGAUUACGGGUUAUUCGCGAAAUGCGAUGCCUGAUGAGGCAUGCCAUGUUUUUCGUGAAAUGGUUUCGUCGGGGUUUAUUCCUAAUCAUUAUGCUUGUAGUAGUGCUUUGAGGGCUUGUCAGGGUUUAGGUGCUUGUGGGCUUAGGUUGGGAAUGCAAAUUCAUGGUUUGCUUUUGAAAACAGGACGUGCUUCUAAUGAGGUUGUUUCCAAUGUCUUGAUCUCGAUGUAUGGAGGUUUUGCAGGUACUGGUGAUUAUCCAUGGCGUGUUUUUGAAGAGAUAGAGAAUAAGAAUUCAGCAUCUUGCAAUUCUAUUAUUUCAGUUUACUCUCAGCGAGAUGCAGUUUCUGUGUUUCAGCUCUUCUCUGAUAUGCAAAAAGAAGAUUUGGGGUUUAUUUUUAUACCAACUGAGUUCACUUUUGGCAGCUUAAUUACAGCUGCUGCUAAGCAUGUUAAUUAUGGUUUGUCUUUGCUGAAGCAGCUACUGGCUAAAAUAGAAAAAUCUGGACUUUUGGAAGACUUGUAUGUAGGAAGUGCUCUGGUUAGUGGUUUUGGAAGGUUUGGGUGUCUCGAUACUGCUAUGAAGGUUUUUAAACAGAUGGGUACAAGGAAUGCAGUGUCCACGAACGGGCUCAUGGUCGGAUUGGUGAGACUGGGUCAAGGAGAAGACGCGACCAGAGUUUUUAUGCAGAUGAGAGACUUGGUUAAAAUCAAUUCUGAUUCAUUCGUUGUUCUUUUCGGUGCUUUUCAUGAAUUCUCUUUGUUGGAAGAAGGGAGAAGAAGAGGUCGAGAGCUACAUGCCUAUGUUAUCCGAACUGGUUUGUGUGACUCCAAGGCUGCUAUUGGAAAUGCUCUGAUUAAUAUGUAUUCUAAAUUUGGUGAAAUCCAGAUUGCUCGUUCUGUUUUUGAGAUCAUGCUCGAUAAGGAUUCAGUAUCAUGGAACUCUAUGAUCUCCGCUCUAGAUCAAAAUGAUUGUUUUGAAGAUGCAAUAUCAACCUUCCAAAUUAUGAGAAGAACAGGAUUGAUGGCUUCAAAUUACUCAUUGAUAAGUUCUUUGAGUUCUUGUGGAAACCUGAAUUGGAUAAGAUUGGGGGAACAACUGCACAGUGAAGGGAUAAAGUUAGGACUAGAUUUUGAUGUUUCAGUGUCUAAUGCUCUUCUUGCUUUGUAUGCUGAUACUGGAUGUGUGACUGAAUGCAAGAAAUUGUUUACCUUAAUGCCAGAGUAUGAUCUUGUUUCAUGGAAUACCAUUAUCGGUGCAUUAGGUGAUUCUGAGACAUCUAUUUCUGAAGCUAUAGAGAACUUCACACAGAUGAUGCGUGCUGGAUGGAGUCUCAACAAUGUGACGUUUAUAAAUAUCCUUUCAGCAAUAUCAUCACUUUCUCUUCUUGGUCUUGUUCGUCAAAUCCAUGCUCUGGUGCUAAAAUAUAGUGGAAUGGAUGCUAAUGCUAUUGAAAAUUCAUUUCUUGCUUGCUAUGGUAAGUGCGGGGAAAUGGAUGACUGUGAGAACAUAUUCUCUCGGAUGUCUGACAGGAAGGAUGAUAUGAGUUGGAAUCUAAUGAUCUCUGGAUAUUUACACAAUGAGGUCUUACCAAAAGCCAUGGAUUUAGUCUGGCUUAUGCUGCACAAGGGUCAGAAAUUAGAUGGCUUCACAUUUGCCUCUGUUCUCAGUGCAUGUGCCUCAAUUGCAACAUUGGAGCAUGGCAUGGAAGUUCAUGCUUGUGCGAUUAGAUCCUGUUUGGAAUCUGACGUUGUUGUUGGGAGUGCUCUUGUUGACAUGUAUGCCAAAUGUGGAAGAAUAGAUUAUGCUUCCAGGUUUUUUGAGUUGAUGCCAGUACGAAAUAUAUAUUCAUGGAACUCAAUGAUUUCUGGUUAUGCACGGCAUGGACAUGGACAUAAAGCACUAGAGCUUUUUACAAAAAUGAAGCUGGAAGGUCAAACACCUGACCAUGUCACUUUUGUUGGUGUCUUAUCAGGUUGUAGCCACGUGGGAUUUGUUGAGCAGGGCAUGGAUUACUUUGAUUCCAUGAGCAAACAAUAUGGUCUGACACCACGGAUUGAGCAUUUCUCAUGCAUGGUUGAUAUCCUGGGACGAGCAGGUCAGAUGGAUAAAUUGGAGGACUUCGUCAACAAAAUGCCAUUAAAACCCAAUGCACUCAUUUGGAGGACUGUGCUUGGAGCCUGUGGUCGAGCAGGCGGUCGUAAAACAGAUCUAGGUAGGAAGGCUGCUCACAUGCUCUUAGAGCUGGAACCUCAUAAUGCUGUGAACUAUGUGCUUCUUGCAAAUAUGUACGCUUCGGGAGGGAAAUGGGAGGAUGUGGCAGAGGCUCGGCGUGCAAUGCGAGAAGCUACGGUAAGGAAAGAAGCUGGAUGCAGUUGGGUUAACAUGAGAGAUGGUGUUCAUGUUUUUGUAGCUGGUGAUCAAUCACAUCCAGAUAAAGACGCAAUUUAUGAAAAACUUAAGGAAUUGCACAAGAAGAUUAGGGACGCAGGGUAUGUGCCACAGAUUAAAUAUGCCUUGUAUGAUCUUGAACUGGAGAAUAAGGAAGAACUCCUCAGCUAUCAUAGCGAGAGACUUGCAGUUGCCUUUGUUCUUACACGGAAAUCAGAUAUGCCGAUAAGAAUAAUGAAAAACCUCCGAGUUUGUGGGGACUGUCACUCUGCCUUCAAAUACAUAUCACAAGUUGUUGGUAGACAAAUAGUAUUACGAGACUCCAACAGAUUUCAUCAUUUUUUUGAUGGAAAGUGUUCAUGUAACGAUUACUGGUGAUAUAUCAGAUGCUGUCUAACUUGGAGAAAGGGAUACUGCGUAAUGAGGCAGCAAUGAAAAGGUAGCAUGUCACGAGGACCUCAACAUGAAGUUACUAAAGCGUGCCAUAAUCUUGAUAUCAUUUGAAUUACUUGCCAUAUUUCUUAAAUAUUUUAUGGCAUGAAUCAGCUAGAAUGACAAUAAAUGACACCAUGAAAUCAAAGGAGCAUGGAGAAGGUAAGGAGAAUUACGCAUAUCAAACCCACUUUAAAACUGUAGCCAAGUUGAUGGUAGGCAAAUAGUAUUAUUAAUCUCCUGCAAAUUCAUCAUUUUGUGCACCCGAGUGAGUGACUUAUUGUCAAUGAAGUUGGAAAGACCUUGGCAGAUCAGGGUUCAAAACUUCAAAUACCAGCAGAGGCAAAAAAAAAUGAUAGAUAAUUUCUUCUUAUAUGUCUAAGCUUGCGGACAGAGUUACCCAUGUAUUUGUACUGGUAGGAGGUAGCAGGUACUCAGUGAAUUAGUCGAGGUGGGCGCAAGUUGGUUAGUACACCACCAUUAUUGAAAGUAUAAUGAUUUCAUCAUUUAUCUGAUGGGAAGUGUUAAUUUAAUGAUUAUUGGUAAUAGAUCAAAUGCUGUCUAACUUGGAGAAGGGAUGUUGCUUAUGAGGCGUUUCAAAACAGACGAAACAUGAAAGGCUUAGCGUGUCACCUCUGAAGUAUGGAAGAGAAGCAUUUGGUUUGUAAGGCUUGAACUAUUUAUUCUGGUGGUGAUCUCAACCUGAAGUUACUAAAACGUACCAUACUCCUACUGUUGAUUGAAUUACUUGUCAUAUUGCCAUAUUUGUUCGAAUAUGUGCAUGAAUUGGCUAGAGUGACAGCAAAUGGCAACAUGAAAUCAAAAUUGCAUGUACAGGGUAAACUUUUUUAAAGGUGCUCUUGCACAUUAAAGGCCUUUGGUUUUGCUGGACAAUUUCAUUGUGCAGACUCCAACAGAUCAUAUAAAAUCCAGUUUUCAAUCUCUAAGGAACUCAUCCUUUGGGUGGGUGGUGCAUGGGAAGCCUGGUCUUGUCUUCAAGUUAAACACACACCCAAGUUACUCUAUACUGUGGGAUGACUGUACGAAGAGAAUACAGCUGCCAACUCGAGGUAGAAGUUGACAGCAGUAUGACUGAAAAUAUUUAACAUUGUCAAGGACAAUUUCCAACAACAACUUCUUGAUGAAAGGCUGGACUGAGUCCUCUUGUUCAAGACGCAAGUAGCUACAAACUUAUGUUACAUUUUAGAUGGACACAAUAACAUGCAGGAGGAUGAUGAAUGAGUGAGUUGGAAUUUCUCACCCUAGGAAAAGCAUAUUUUGGCAAAGAGAGAUUUUGUCGGUGUUUGUACUCGGUAUUAUCUUUUACAUGGUUGAUGUUGAUUACAUGGGAAAAGACAGGAUUAGUUUGUUUACCAAUAUCUUGUCCUUUUUAAUUUUUGAAAUAAAAUGGCUAAU